Molecule: messenger RNA, 4412 nt
Organism: Morone saxatilis (striped sea-bass)
Lineage: Eukaryota; Metazoa; Chordata; Actinopteri; Moronidae
Product: aspartyl/asparaginyl beta-hydroxylase-like
Exons: 23
Coding region: 775-2763 (662 amino acids)
Biological process (GO): peptidyl-aspartic acid hydroxylation
Cellular component (GO): membrane; endoplasmic reticulum
Molecular function (GO): peptidyl-aspartic acid 3-dioxygenase activity; protein binding
Source: RefSeq, a predicted model, not a curated record
CAGAAGCCUUCACCGUGAAGCGUUGGCAACUACCAGAUUGGGAACCACUGCAAUGUAAUAUAAUAGAAUAAAUAUAGACUUCAGAGGUUCAGGUCUCAGUUUUAGGUCCGUACAGAACUCCAGUCACUACACUGGUUGGUUUAGACAAGAUAUGUUACUUAAUAUUUAUUGCAAUAACCAUAAUUAUGAAUUACUGUCCGACUGACAAGCCAACCAUGGGAGUAACCAUUGCCACAAUCGCAAGUAACGUUGCAUUUUCACAUCACGUUCAGUCUCUGUUUUUUUAAUCAGUCCUUCCAGGACAUUGCAGGCUUUUUUUGGGAUUGUUGCAGCCUAAAAAACUGGUUCCACAGCAGCUUUACUGAAAGAUUACGAUGCAUGUUGCGAUGUUUUUUGCGCUGAGAUUGCGGGAGAAAGUGAAAAAUUGCAAAAAUAGUGGCAGUUUUAAGUUCAUUAAAAACCGAAGUCAACUUGUUCCAGUGAGAAUAACGUCACUAGAAGUUUGGUGACGUAUGACACAUAGUGUCUUCUAAUCUGAGAAAUGCUCAAAGUUUUAUAUUUUUGUCAACAUAAAAGUAGAAAAAAUGAAAUAAAUUAAAAUAAAAAAUACUUAUUAAAGCAAUUUGGGGUUCAAUAUCUUGCCCAAGGACAGUUGGAGAGGGGGAGCUGGGAAUUCAUUUAUUAAUCAUCUUUACCAACAAUUAGGGACAUUUUUGGACAUUUAUUACUGUAAAAGUAAGUACGCUCGUUUGUGUCGACAACAGGAGACUGUAUAUGUGCAUCACUCAGCCUUCCUCUCCUCCUCUUCCUCCUUCAGGGAAACUGACGGCCUACGACACCGACGGAGACGGAGACUUUGACGUAGAGGAUGCUAAAGUUCUGCUCGGUCUGAAAGAGGCCCCACAUGUGGAGGAUUCACCUGAGGAGAGAACAGAAACCACUGAGCCUGUGGUUGAAAUAACCAAUCAGCAAGCUGCAGAGCCACAGGGGGCGGAGCCAACAGAGGUCACAUCAUCCGAAACACCAGCUGAGGAGACUGUGUCAGUUUCAGAGAGCGGCCCCUCACCUGUCGAUGUCGAUGUCGAUGACGAUGACGAAGUCUCUAGAUCUCAGGAUGUGGAGUCUGAAAUCCAAGCUGCUGUCCCUCUCCCUCCGUUGGUGGAAGACGACUUUGUGCCAGAUGAUCCUCGAGACAGCGUGCAUCCUUAUGAGGAUCAGGCUGACGGCGUAGACACAACUGGAGUUCUGUUGGAGGAGCCGCCGCCAGAGGAGAGCGUCGUGGAGUCUGGGGAAUACUUAACGAGCUCCAAAGUCACACAGGAAGCAGAGCCGGCUGUAGACGCAGAGAACCAGUCUGAACCAGCAGCAGAACCAGAACCACAGAGUGAAACACCCAGAGAGACAGAGAGCGGACCAGAGGCUGAGGGAACAACCGGGAAACAGGCUGAGCUCAAAGAAAAAGCAAAGAAGAAGAAACCAAAACUAUUGAAUAAGUUGGACAAAACCAUUAAAGCAGAAAUCGACGCUGCAGAAAAGCUUCGCAAGAAGGGUAAGCUGGAGGAGGCGUUGAGAGCGUUUGAUACUCUGGUGCUGCGGCACCCACAGAGCCCCCGCUCUCGCUACGGAAAGGCCCAGGCCGAGGACGACCUGGCUGAGAAGCUGCGCAGUAACGACAUGCUGCAGAAAGCCAUCAACACCUACAGAGAAGCUGCUGAGCUUCCUGAUGUGACCCCCGACCUCCUGAGAGCCGCACUCAAGAGACGAGCCGAGCGACAGCAGUUCCUGGGUCGGAUGCGUGGGUCUCUGGCGACUCUGGAGAGGCUGACCCAGAUCUUCCCAGAAGACAUCACUCUAAAGAACGAGCUGGGCGUCGCCCACCUGUUGCUAGGAGACAACAAGGGCGCCAAGAAGGUGUACGAAGAGGUUCUUGCGGUUUCCCCCGGCAACGGCUUCGCUAAAGUUCACUACGGCUUCAUCCUGAAGUCGGAGAACAAGAUAGCAGAGAGUAUACCGUACCUGAAGGAGGGUUUGGAGUCAGGUGAACCGGGGACGGAUGACGGGCGUUUUUAUUUCCACCUGGGUGACGCCCUGCAGAGGGUCGGAGACAAAAGUGCCUAUCACUGGUACGAGUUGGGUCACCAACACGGCCAUUUUGCCUCAGUGUGGCAGAGAUCUCUGUACAACGUGGACGGGCUGAAGGCUCAGCCCUGGUGGACGCCUAAAGAGACCGGAUACAACGACCUGGUCAAGACGUUGGAGAGGAACUGGAAGACGAUCAGGGACGAGGCUCUGGCUGUGAUGGACCAAAACACCGGAUUGUUCGUACCUGAGGAGGAGAACCUGAGGGAGAAAGGAGAGUGGGGCCAGUACACACUCUGGCAACAAGGGAAAAAAGUUGGAAAUUCCUGUCAGGGCGUCCCAAAGACCUGCUCACUGCUGGAGAGAUACCCUGAAGCUACAGGCUGCAAGAGAGGACAGAUUAAGUUCUCAGUCAUGCAGCCAGGUACUCAUGUGUGGCCUCACACUGGUCCCACUAACUGCAGACUGAGGAUGCACCUCGGCCUCGUCAUCCCCAAACAGGGCUGCAGGAUCCGCUGCACCGACCAGACCAGGGAGUGGGAGGAGGGUAAAGUCCUCAUCUUCGACGAUUCCUUCGAGCACGAGGUUUGGCAGGACGCCAACAGCUACCGCCUCAUCUUCAUCGUGGACGUUUGGCACCCGGAGUUAACGGCGUACCAGCGCCAGACUCUGAGCCCGAUUUAAACCAACCCGAACACACCGAGGACCCGGACCGCAGACCCGGUAAGAACAAUCUGACCGAGACUGAGGAGGAUCACGUGGCGACGGACUUAUUUUUGCUUUUUUUGUGGAUAAACUACUAAACUAGACUUUUGAAGGAUCAAACCAUCAGACUGAAGGAUGGAAAAAAAGAACAAAGUUACUACUGACUUUACAACCUUUCACCAAACAACAAACUGAACACAUACGGUACUCCUUUUAGUCCCGACUGACCCGGUUCUGCCCUGUUUGGAUCGGGAACCUUGUGAUUGAUUUCAUGUUUUUGGGAAAGCUGGAUGUCAUCUGCAGCUGUAGAGACGUUACUGAGGCUCAAACCAAAAACACGCCCUCCGGUGUUUCACGCCUUUGUGACGAUGAAUCGUUAAAACACUAAAACAGAUCGACAGAAUCGCCUUCAUUACACUUUAAAACGAAAUGUUGCCGUUCAUGAAGAGAAGAAGCCUUAAUUUUAGCUCAACCACUAUGCAUUACUUCAGUUUAUCCCGCCGGGUUUUUAGUUUCACUUUUUUCAUCACUUUUGCACAGUAACAAGGACACACGAGAUGUUAUAAAAGAUGAUUUAUAUUUAUAUUAAAAAUAAAAAAAAUACUGAAAAAAAUCCAAACCACAAAACAAAAGUGUGUUUGUUUGUUUGUUUGUUUGUUUGUUUGUAUCAGUUUGUGUUGAACUUUUUGUUUUGUUGUUGUUUUUUUAACAUUUAUACUUCAGAACAUUUGAAUCAUACACAGCUGCUUUGUCUCAUAAUGAAAAAACUAUUAACCGGUUUAAAAACAUCUUCACUUGGAGCUAAAUUAAAUAGUUUCAUUAACCUGUCGUACCACUGAUGUACAGUAGGUGGCAGUGGUGACACUUUUUUGCCACCAUUAAAAAGAUCUUAGCUCCAUCUGCUAUUGCUCCUUUUAUAUAAUACAAUGUGUCUGUUGGUAGAAGUGUUUCUGCAUGAAUGAACUUCAGUUGAAGGACAAUCUCUUCAAAAUAAAAUCCCCACUGUUCAAAUAAAAACCACGACACGCUCACGUCGGUGUAAAUGUUUACUUCUAUACAUUCAUUGAAAGGAAAUACAUUACAUUACAGUCGAGUGGAGAUCAGAUCAGUGUAGCCCUGAUGAUGAGUCAAACACACUGCAAAAAAUAAUGACAAACUCUGCCUUUAUAUUUGACAAAUAAUCCUAAUUUAAGUUUUCUAAGUGAAAUUAUCAGCCUGCGCGUGCUCUUACGCUUCCUCACACACAACGUCUAACAAGAUAAUUUAACUUAAAACAUCUCAGGAUCAACUUGGCCAAUGUGUGUCAUGCUUUUUUGCAGUGUAAUAAUACUUGUAACAAUAAUAUACAAUCUUCAAAUAAGUUAAAUUCAAUAAAAACAAUCUUUGCCUUCACUGCAGUCGAGGUUAAAGGUGAUAAUUUGGCAUCCUGUGGUCUCGUCACAGCACGACACAUCUUCAUUUCACUCUGGUAGAACGGCUCCUUUUGUUUCAUGCGUGUGAUGCGUUUAUAAUAUCUGCCGGUUAGUUUUUUAUUUUAUGUGCGGUGCUUUUAUUUUGAAAUACUUGUGCAAAGUCAGUCUAACUUGACGUGAUUUUGUUGUUUUACAUUAAAGUAAAUAAAAUAAAAA